This is a messenger RNA of Rhododendron vialii, 1080 nucleotides long. RefSeq lists its product as uncharacterized. The record is from RefSeq and is a predicted model, not a curated record. Gene Ontology annotation, biological process: mRNA cis splicing, via spliceosome. The transcript has 8 exons. Gene Ontology annotation, molecular function: RNA binding. Lineage: Eukaryota; Viridiplantae; Streptophyta; Magnoliopsida; Ericales; Ericaceae. Bases 138 to 827 code for a protein of 229 amino acids. Gene Ontology annotation, cellular component: catalytic step 2 spliceosome.
ACGUGAUUAAAACCAAGCCAAAAAUCGAUCAUCUCUCUCUCUCUCUCUCUCUGAAUCAAAUUCUAGGGUUUUCUCAGUAGUCACUACGCGAUCAGCAGACGGAAAUCGAGCAGAUAUCUUGAGGGCAGUUAUAAAACAUGACGACUGCAGCUCGACCCACUUGGGCACCUGCAAAAGGUGGCAAUGAACAAGGUGGUACUCGAAUUUUCGGCCCCUCCCAAAAGUACUCUUCAAGGGACAUGGCUGCUCACACAACUCUGAAGCCCAGAAAGGAGGGACAGGACACCAAUGACGAAUUGCAGAAGAGGAAUCUCCGUGAAGAGUUGGAGGACCGGGAGCGCAGGCAUUUUUCAUCAAAGGACAAGUCCUAUGGUGAUGAUCGAGAUCGUAGAAAAGGAGGCCACCUUCUACUGGAAGGGGCAAGGAGGGAUACUGAAGAUCGUCUCAUUCCACGGAGUGUAGAUGCUGACGAUGCUGAUGUGGAAGUUAAAAGUGAUGAAAGUGACGAUGAUGAGGAUGAUGACGAUGAAGAUGACACAGAAGCUCUUUUGGCUGAGCUUGAACAAAUAAAGAAGGAAAGAGCAGAAGAGAAUCUCCGUAAGGAACGACAAAAGCAAGAAGAAGAGCUUAAGGUCAAAGAAGCAGAAUUAAUACGUGGAAACCCUCUUCUUAAUAAUCCAACAUCUUUCAAUGUGAAAAGGAGGUGGGAUGAUGAUGUGGUGUUUAAGAACCAGGCUCGUGGUGAAUCCAAGACGCCCAAACGCUUCAUCAAUGACACCAUCAGAAGUGACUUUCACCGGAAAUUUCUGCAGAAAUACAUGAAAUAACUCUCACGAUUUAAGCUUAAGAAAGAUAACUUUCAGGACAUCUUUCGUAUGUACUAAACUCGCAAUAUUUGUGCUGUGUAUGAAUUUAGUCAAGAAAUGACUCAGAAAGUAGACAUCUCUGUGGUAUUUUGUUGUGAUAUUUGCUUUUCAAGGAACUUGACAAGAGAGAGUUGAUUUUCUGGAUUGAUCAACAUGGUGUUCUACUUUGUGUGCAUUUGCCAUUUCAGUGAUCAAUAAUUAUUGUUUUGAACGA